Messenger RNA from Dermochelys coriacea (leatherback sea turtle), 7133 nucleotides. Its product is annotated as flocculation protein FLO11-like. Lineage: Eukaryota; Metazoa; Chordata; Testudines; Dermochelyidae. The record is from RefSeq and is a predicted model, not a curated record. The coding region runs from base 242 to 1777 and encodes 511 amino acids. The transcript is spliced from 6 exons.
ACCUGAAGUUUCAUAUGCUGCAUGAUGUGUGAGCCAUUUUCAGCAGAUAAUUUAUUACUUGGCCUGCUUCUUAUUGGCUGAUUAGAACUUCAGGAAGUCAUAGGGGCAGAGAGAUAGCGAGUUUAGUCUGUUUCCUGAGGGUAUAGAAAUCACACAUAGCUUGCUGGUUGGAGGGAACAAAGCGAGGAGUUUUGGUUUGUUUUCUGGGUGUUUUUCUCUGUGGUUAGAUAUAACAGAAGAAAUGAAGAUGUGCAAAACUAUACUUCCUUGUAUUCUAUUACUAUCAGUAGUGACGAUGGCAGUGCCAGAGGACGUCAUGGAGGCGCCCGUCUCAGAUACGGCGGAGGAGAACAUCAUGGAGGCGACCAUCCCAGACACGGCGGGGGAGAGCGUCCCAGACACAGCAAGGGAGACGACGGUGGCGCCCGUCACGGGGGAGACCGUCCUAGACACGGCGGGGGAGACGACGGUGGAGACCGUCCUAGACACGGCGGGGGAGACGACGGUGGCGCCCGUCAGGGGGGAGACCGUCCCAGACACGACAGGGGAGACCGUCCCAGACACAGCAAGGGAGACGACGGUGGCGCCCGUCACGGGGGAGACCGUCCUAGACACAGCGGGGGAGACGACGGUGGCGCCCGUCAGGGGGGAGACCAUCCCAGACACGACGGGGGAGACGACGGUGGCGCCCGUCAGGGGGGAGACCAUCCCAGACACGACAGGGGAGACCGUCCCAGACACAGCGAGGGAGACGACGGUGGCGCCUGUCACAGGGGAGACCGUCCCAGACACAGCGAGGGAGACGACGGUGGCGCCCGUCACGGGGGAGACCAUCCCAGACACGACGGGGGAGACGACGGUGGCGCCCGUCAGGGGGGAGACCAUCCCAGACACAGCGAGGGAGACGACGGUGGCGCCCGUCAGGGGGGAGACCGUCCCAGACACGAUGGGGGAGACGACGGUGGCGCCCGUCAGGGGGGAGACCGUCCCAGACACGACGGGGGAGACGACGGUGGCGCCCGUCAGGGGGGAGACCGUCCCAGACACGACGGGGGAGACCGUCCCAGACACAGCGAGGGAGACGACGGUGGCGCCCGUCAGGGGGGAGACCGUCCCAGACACGAUGGGGGAGACGACGGUGGCGCCCGUCAGGGGGGAGACCGUCCCAGACACGACAGGGGAGACCGUCCCAGACACAGCGAGGGAGACGACGGUGGCGCCCGUCACGGGGGAGACCGUCCCAGACACGACAGGGGAGACCGUCCCAGACACAGCGAGGGAGACGAUGGUGGCGCCCGUCACGGGGGAGACCGUCCCAGACACGACGGGGGAGACGACGGUGGCGCCCGUCAGGGGGGAGACCGUCCCAGACACGACGGGGGAGACGACGGUAGCCAUAGUGCUUGGACAUAAAAACAUCUCAACUUCAGGGCUGCCAUCAGUAAAAAGCUUCUCAAGUUCUACAAUGAAAAUAAGUAGAGAAUCAACUUUCUUUUUCAAGUCUACUACUAAACAACUAAUUUUGAAGGACAACAAUUUAGUCAGAUCACCUUCUACCAACCUGCCUUUGGGGCCAGAGAAAGAACAGCAAUCAUCUGGACUAGUGAUAGGACUCAGCAUUUUCUUUGGGAUCCUCCUUAUGUGUGUCAUCAUUAUUUGUUGCUGUAUAUGGAAAAAGUCAAGAAAAAGCUCAUUUGAAUUGAAAUCAGUAGAAGCAACUGUUCCCUUAAAUCCCAUUGAAACAAAAGAAUCAAGCUCAGGUGGGGAGAAGAAAUGAAAGCAUUCUCACUUAAUAGCCAUUCAAGAACAUCUCACAAAAAGAACUAAUAUGGCUGAAUCUUCAGAGAAAUUAAAAUGGAUUGGAAAAAUUCAAAGAAAUCUACUUAAUCACAGAAAAUGGCACUCUCAGUAGUGUAAACUUCUUUUUAAAAGGCACAUUUUGGUGUGUUCCUGAAUCUAGUAACAGUAAUAAGCAGAUGUUCAUUGGUGCUGGCUGCUACAAAUCUUUAUUCAUUGCCUGUUCCUUUUUGGUUGUGGAAAAAAGCUCACCUUACUUUAAUAUAGGUCUCUAAGGGCCAAAUUCCAUCAUUUAGGUACAAAUCUGCACUAGCAUACGAGGAACUGGGGGAGGCAUAAUCCCUCUCCCAGCUCUCCAGGAUGCAGAAGAAGCAUGCCAUGGUCCUUCUCUUCCUGCCCUUGCCUGCUUCCUUUAGGGGAUUUGUGGCUCUGAGGGUGCACAGUAGGAGGGAGACACAGAGGGGGGCAGUCCUUGCGCUUCCCUGAGUAUAGGAACUGGGAUCUUUCUGGGCCCUUAUGUGGAGCUCCUAAGGAGUGCAGGGAAAACUCCAUAUGCCCCCUGCUCCCACCGAUUCAUCUGCCCAAAAGCCUCUGACAAUCUAGUCCCUAAUUGUUUGUACAUAGCUUGUUUUGUAAUAAAUGACCUAUUUAAAAGUGAGUCUCAGCACAAUGUAUUGCUAUUAAAUGCAAAAAUGAUGCUGAUGCACUGCUAAGAUUGAAAUGUGAUGCUCACUAAAAUCAGAAACUGUAGAGUUAAGGGACCAGAGCCUCAGCUGGUGCAAACAGACAUAGCUUCCUUGGCUUCAUUGGAGCCAUACUGAUUGACACCAGCUGAAGAUCUGGCCCCAGGUUUCCAGAGACACUUUUGCACAAUAGGGAUUUUUAAUAUCUAAUCAUAACACUUAUACAUUCAAUAACACAAAAUGUUAUAUUUGUUCAUCGAGUGUUAUAAAAUAAUGUGUAGUUUUAACAUGGAAGCCUACGAUCCCAUAUACCAUGUUUACAGUUUUACAAACACAAUGUAAGAAAACAAUGCAGCUUAUUUCCAUGGUAUGAAGUUAUUUGCUAAAUAGUGUUAUUUCAAUCAGGGUUGUAUGAUCCUAGACGGAAAAACCCUUUUGUAAUAUAUGGGCCUGUCUGCUUUUCCUCUCACACCAGUAUAAAUCAAGAAUUUCUUCACCGGAGCUAAUGAAGAUACACCUGUGCAAAAACUAGUAUAAAUGCAUAAUCAGACCCCUAAAUGUGCAAGCUUUAAAUUGAAGACUCUUUAGAGUAGAAAUUGUGGUUUUCUUUUAUCUCAUUCAGCCCCUGUGCUUAACAAUAACUAUAAUCAAUAAAAAGGUGACAGUUAAGGUUGGGAAUCUUGCAUUUCCUGAAUUUCAUAGUACAAUCUAAGGGCCCUGUUCCACUACUCUACUCUGAGUGGGUAGCACUUAUUUACUUACUGAUGUCAAUGGAACGACUCAUUUGAGUAAAUAUUAUGCAAUGUGAGUGCAGAAUCCAGCACUUAGUAGUCGCAUACUUUAGUCUCAGUAUACUAAGUAAAGUUGGUAUAUUAAUAAAAUGGCAAGGUGAGGCAGCAUGACCCAGUGGGUAUGGUACUAACCCAGCAUUUGGGAGACCUGGAUUCAAUUCCCUGUUCUACCAGAGACUUCCUGUGUGACCUAUAGUCAAGCUACUUAAUCUCUCUAGGCCUCAGUUCCCAGUAUGUAAAACAGGAGUAAUAGCAAUUCCUUACCUUACAAGGAUGUUGUGAGGAUAAAUACAUUAAAGAUUGAGAUGCUCAGGUAACAGGUGCUUUUGCAAGUACCUUAUCCAGAAAAUCAUGGGUUUCGGCCUGUUUCCAAAUCUGCUCAGGCAUGAUAUCUUCCUUCUUAAUAAUAAUAUGGAAUUGAGUUAUAUCAGCCUUCAGCCAGUAAUCAACCUUCUAUGAGGAUACAAAAUCUUAAGCACAGAAGUUCCUUGCAUGAGGGGAAGAGAAGAUGAAAGCUAGUUCAGCACCAUUGAGGGCAAAGGGAAUUUUACCAUUGACUUCAGUGGAUCCGGAUAAGACUGAUCACACAGAUGGGUAAUUGAAAAUGCUGGCCACUUUUUUUCCUCUAUGCUUAAUAAAUGAGAGCUAAAAUCUUUCUCAUGUGUAAACAUGAUCUGAGUUAAGGAUGAGCUCAUUACAAGAAUUCUGUUUCAUUCCAGUCUUACUAAAAACUGCAAUUUUAAUUACAUUAUUAUUCUUUUUGUGGAAAUGAAAAACUCUGAAUUUUGGAAGAGCAAUCUAUAAUUUUGUUUUGCUUGAUAUAGACAUGGUCUGCAGAUUUCAGGGUAUUUUGUUAAAGAAAUGUCAUAGUUAAUUUGGAUUAAUUGAAAGUUAAGCAUAUGCUUAAGUGCUUUACUACAUUUUAUUGCCCUGUAUGGUCCUAUAGUGCUGGCUGAAUGUUGCAGAAGCAGGCUCAAAGAUGUUUGUUCAUGCAUCAGCAGUUCAGGUCAGCCAUAUUUAUGUCCUUUUUUUAUUUGCUGUUCAUUAAUAUUUGUGUGAGUGGUAUUUUCGUUUUGCAGAUGUUUGUGGAAUGGCUGUAUUUGUAUGAACAAUAUUAUUUGUGUUCUAACAGGAGUAUUUGCUAUUCAAUAUUUGGUGUCCACCAUUUGUUAGUGUCCUAUUUAAAAUGUUUGUCAGCCAAUGAGCAAUUAGAAACAAUACUAUGUGACUUAUGUAAUCAAUUCCACCUAUGAAUAAUGAAUACCAAAUAGCGAACAACUCAGAAGUUGAAAAUGGUUUGUCCUACCUAUCUUGUUCAUGUUUACAUUCCAGUAUAACAUGUACAUUAGGAGAAAUCUAUAUCAGUGAAUGUGGAUUUAGUGGUGUAUUGUGCUAUGGCUGCACUGUCAAAAAAGUACAAUGCACUUUCCCUGUACCUUUUAAUCAGAGUAGCUAUCUAUGAUAGGCCUGUCUCAGCAAUGUCAAGGAAUAUUUUCAUUAUUUCCUUACAGUCAAUGGACAAAUAUUGCACAUUUAUGUUUGGUUUUUUAUUCUAAUCAAAAUCUCACUAUAAUGCUGCUUUUGAAAGAAAAUAUUAGACAAUGCUGUAGUUUGCUAAUAACCUGUAUAAGUAUAGUUCAAAUCUGCAUUCUGAAAAAAGCCUCUGGCCCAAACAUCCUAUGUCAGGUACUGAAUAUGGUCCAGAUGUCUAUUCAUGCAUAUUAACUAAUAUUACUAAUCACAUAUGUCUGUUAAGAAAAGUGAAGCAAUGUUUUUAAAACUUCUUUUUGCUGGUGCAAUAUAACUUGAUUGAUAAAAUGAUUUCCACCAAAUGCAUCCGAUGAAGUGAGCUGUAGCUCACAAAAGCUUAUGCUCUAAUAAAUUUGUUAGUCUCUAAGGUGCCACAAGUACUCCUUUUCUUUUUGCGAAUACAGACUAACACGGCUGCUGCUCUGAAACCUAUCUUACAGUGAUAUCACUAUAAAUGCCUUUUAACAGAAUUUGAUGUCAAUAGAACUACUAUGCAUUGUGGUGCUUCCACUGACAGGCUAAAAAGAUCGGUGGGUCCCUUGGACACACUGAUAAUGUCAGGGAAUCACAACAUUGUUAUGGGGUGAAAUCCUGGCCCCAAAAUCAAUAGACAUUUUGCCAUUGGCUUCAAUGGGGCCAGAAUGCCACCCUUGCGCUCCUUUGCAAUAUCUGUGUACAGCAAAAUUAUUUGGCAUGACUUCCCUCAUAUGACUGGCUUCACUAAAGUUGAGAUGGUAUGUAGUGCAACAAAGACACAUCAAAAGGAAAACAAAAGAAAAUAACAGGGACUGAAUCUUGGUAAAGUAUGUGGUCGGCUCAGAAAAUGGACUGGUACAUAGCCAUCAUUUUUUUGAGUGCACAGUGUAGCAGGAACUUCUCUUUGUGUAGGAGUAUAUCACAGUACACUGUACUGUGCUUUGAGGGAGCAAUGCUUUUUUAUGCAAAGUCAUCCUCCAGUCUGUUAACAUUCACUUUAUCGGGUUUCACCCUCUUGAACAUGCCAGCUGCAGACUCACCACUGCCCAACUGUCUAAAGCGGCCUAACACUAUGUAUAAAAGUGUCUUGUGGAUGGGAAGUGGUGAGGAAGGGGGUGAAGGGGAAUUGCCAUGCUCAGAGGAUUAAUAGUUGCAGAUGUUGGUUUAUUUGUUUAGACUGGCAGUGGGUGAAAGUCUCUGCCACACUAUCACAAGACCAUUCAGGCCUGUAUGAAAUGAGUUUCUCUUCCUCCAGUUCCUAGUGGAUGAUUGUCACAAAACACCAAUAGAAUUGGAAUUGCUUGGCUGUCCCUGCAGGCAGGGGUGCAGGAACAAUUUGUAUAGUGGGGGUGCUGAGAGCCAUUUAACCAAAUUGUAAACCCUGUAUAUAAUGGGAACCACUUCAAGCUGGGGGCUGCAGCAGCACCCCCGUUCCAGCACCUAUGCCUGCAGAGAGGCUGACUAUCAAAUAAGCAUGGAAAUUACAAUAUCUUCUUGCCUCAUUGACGUCCCUCUUUGAAAGAGUUAACACACAACAGUUGGACAGUGUGAGACAAAUUUGACAUGAUUUUUUGCUAGAAGCCAUCUGCAAUCAAGGGAUGCACAUGUUCUUUUGAUACAGAAUUUCAUCAAUGGGCAUUGAUAAGAGAUACAUGUUCUAUUGAGAGAAGAGUUCAGUACCUUAGGAUUUUAGUCCAGUUGCCUUUCAAGUGCACUAAACUCACUUCCAGCAAAUUCUGUUCUCAGCUUCCCCAGUUUAAAUAGGAAGUUACCCCUAUUGAAGUCAGUGGCCUUGAUUAACCACUCUUUCUAAGAUGCUUGCGAAUGUAGUGACAAGGGGAGGCUACAGGGAGCUGAUUGUGGUUCUCAGAUACAGUCCUUCUAGCCUGAGUACAAGAGCAAGAAGUGUCCUACUUUAACUUAGCCUGCUGGUAUAAGGUCCCCAUGCAGAGCUCAUGCCCACUCCUUUCCCUCAGCCCUCCCGCUUAUGCUGGUGUGGGAAGGAUGUCUUGCAUGGGAGGCACAGCUCUAUGCCAGCAGCAAUUCUCCUUCACACUGGAAUUCCACUGGAAUGUCUGACUGGUUUAAGACCAUUUUGCAUAGCAGCAAAGUGACCUUAGUGAACCAGGUAAUUUGGGCCAACUUCAGUGGAAAUUACUCCAGAUUUACACAAGAUGUGCCAGAGAGCAGAUUUUAGUGCUUGAAACAAAACAGAAAAAUUAGUAUGAGAUUCCUCCAUUUAAAUUCUUCAUCAGGCUCAGCCUGGGGUUUUGGGGCUACCAUCAGCAGAUUAACUGAAACAUCUGUAAUACAGCUGGAGUAAGUGGAUGUACAGAUGCUGUCUCAAUGGGGGGGG